AUGUCGUCGCUGUCGUCAUACAAACGCUCCAUGUGUCUUCAGGCCCAGAUCAAAUCGGUCCAAUCAAUCCCAGACGGGGCACAAAGUGUGCAGGGUACGCUCGUGUAUCAUCCUUCAUCCCCAGAUCAGGAUUCUUCAUCUAUUCUCGGGCGUCUGGAGCGGAUCGAGUCACUGCUAGGCAUUGGCACAGCUGGAAACAUGGCCUCAUCGCUGGCCGUUGACUCGGAUCCGGAGGAAGAGUCUGACGAUGUAUCUUCUCGCGGGAUUUGGAAAGCUGUUGAGCGUCUUCAGAUCAUCACCCGUCCGCCUCAGGAUCAUAAUAUCUGGUCAUAUUCGAUCGUCACGCGCUUAUGGACCUCAUUUCUGAACAACCUUCCAUUACUUCAUUUUCUUCAGGAUCAAAGUGCUUUGGUCUCCCCUUCGCCACUCUUGCUUGCCUCUGUUCUCUACGUAUCAGCUGUGCAUAGCCCUCUAGCAGAGCUUGCUUCGUUAGCAGGCGGAUAUUUCGCAGCUACAUGCAGUGCGAUUGCCGAGCUUGUCGUUCCAAGCGCACUGCCUGGCAUCUCCGGCUGGACCGGAGGCCAUGUCUCUUCAUCCUCAAGUGACGAGCAUAGGGUGUUUCAGGAUAUUCUCGGCCUUAUUAUGGCUAGCCUAAGUUGCGAAGCGUACAUUGAAACUACGGACAAGUGGAUAGCUCUCGCCUAUCGUCUUCUACUAGACCACUGCCCUGCCGACCUGGAAGAUGCAACAUAUGAUUGGCGUCGUCUAUUUUCGGGCGUUCAGGUGAUCGACAUCGAGCAUGCCUCCAUGCACAUGUGCUAUCCCCUUCUUCCUAGACAGCCACCCAUACCCGCUCUGCAACAGUCGGAUAGCCAUCAGGAGAGUGCAUUUCGCGGUCUCGCACAGAUGAUGCACCAAGGCCUUAGCCAUUUCGUAGGCCGGAAACUCCCCACUAUAUGGUCCUUCGUGAAUGCUAGAGAAUCGGAUGCCUUACCCUCGGUUGGUACACCUUUUACAGACAAGGAUUCUCAAGUUAUUCGGCUUUGGGCCAAGAAACUCGAUGAGUGGUUGGUUCAAUACAACGGGGCGUCGCAGCCCUCACCGUCCGACCGUCAAGGUAUCUUAAUUCUCUUGCAGUACCACCUCCAUAAGCUCUACGUUCUAUCAAUCUACCAUCCAGCUCGCGGCUUUGACCUGAGCUCCACGAACAUCACCCUGAGCGAACGGCAGGAGCUCCUGAUGUCGGCGCGCGCCGUCCUGCGAUUGCGGCAGGAUGAUUCUAGUAUAUGGUCGAACUGGGAUCUAAUUAUGAUAACCUGGGCAGCCAUGCUCCUGCUACGCGGGGUCGAGGACGGAAUGACACAUCACGAUGAUCUCCAUCUGAUCCAAACCCAGCUCAGCAGCUUGAAACGAAGCGACCCGUCUACAUUGAGCAUUCACGGCAUCCUUGCAGAUCGCCUUCAGUCAGGAAUACAAAGCAUGCAUACCCCGCCGGACAUUGGACCUGGUUUUGCGUUCCCGGCGCCGAACAUGGAUUAUUCGUGGACCAUCUUUGAUCAGCAGAUUAUGACUCUGGCCAAUCCGCCUUGGCUUUUUGAUGACUCUUCCAUAGCGCAGCCACAGAAGCUGGUCGAGCAAUAUCAGUGA
Messenger RNA from Aspergillus thermomutatus, 1647 nucleotides. RefSeq names its product fungal specific transcription factor domain-containing protein. Lineage: Eukaryota; Fungi; Ascomycota; Eurotiomycetes; Eurotiales; Aspergillaceae. The record is from RefSeq and is a predicted model, not a curated record. The coding region runs from base 1 to 1647 and encodes 548 amino acids. The transcript has 7 exons.